Messenger RNA from Salvia splendens (bonfire salvia), 1620 nucleotides. Its product is annotated as ferruginol synthase. The transcript is spliced from 2 exons. Bases 39 to 911 code for a protein of 290 amino acids. Gene Ontology annotation, molecular function: iron ion binding; oxidoreductase activity, acting on paired donors, with incorporation or reduction of molecular oxygen; monooxygenase activity. NCBI's taxonomy places the organism in Eukaryota, Viridiplantae, Streptophyta, Magnoliopsida, Lamiales, Lamiaceae. The record is from RefSeq and is a predicted model, not a curated record.
CAUACAAGGUUGCAAGGGAGAAGAAAAAGCAGUAGAAAAUGGAUUGCCUUUUGAUUGGUGUUGUGAUGGGUGUAAUGUUGUUGGGUUUAAGGUGGUUUGUAUACCUCCAGGGGCCACGGAAACGGCUCCCUCCGGGACCCAGACCCCUCCCGAUCAUCGGAAACAUUCACCAACUAGGUAAAAAUCAGACCGAAACACUGAGACAGCUGGCGAAAACGUACGACCCUCUGAUGUCGAUCCGCAUAGGCAGCGAGUACACGGUGGUGGCGUCCACACCGGAGAUGGCCAUGGAGCUCCUCCAACUCCACGGUCAGGUCUUCUCCGGUCGGACCUUUCCCCAUGCGAUGGAUGUAGGCGGGUUCAGCAAGUUCAGUAUUUUCUUCGGUCCGGCCGGGAAGGAGUGGCGCGACAAGCGCAAGGUGUGCAAGGAGAUUCUGUUCUCGGAGCGGUGCCUCGAAGAAAGCGAGGGCCUCCGCCAGGAGAUGCUGCAGAAGCUGGUGGAUCACGUCGGGGGCCACUGCGACCGAAGGGAUGUGGUCAACAUCCACGAUGUGGUAUUCAUGGCCAACCUCAACCUCUUGCUCACCACCAUCUUCUCUAUCACCUCCCCGGACACCGCCAUGGAGUUGAUGAAGAUUAUGAAAGAUUUUUUCUCCUUAUUUGCUCCCAAUAUCACCGACUACUUCCCCAUUCUAAAAGUCUUGGAUCCGCAGGGGAUGAAGCGCAAGGCUGAGUUAAGCUUGGGUAAACUCUUGGCCAAAUUCCGUGAUUUUCUUAACCACAGGUUGGACCACAGAAGGAACAACCCCAACAACAAGAAGCAGGAUCUGCUCGAGGCAAUCAUCGAUAUCACCCAAGCAAACGACUACAACAUUACCACACAAGAUAUCCCUAUUUACUUCUCGAAUUAAUCGUGGGAGGAAUAGACUCCAACUCGAACAUGGUCGAGUGGAUCAUGACUGAGCUACUAUUCAACCCGGACAAACUCGAGAGGCUAAAACGAGAGAUAAAGAGCGCAGUGGGAGAGAAUGGGAAAAUCCAGGAGGCGGACAUCGCGUCCCUCCCGUAUCUGCAGGCAGUGAUCAAAGAAACCUUUCGUUAUCACCCGCCAGGGCCUCUUGCGGUUACCCGGAUGUCAGAAGCCGAUCAAGAGGUGAAUGGUUAUAUGAUUCCAAAAGGGACGCAGAUAGUCGUCAAUACGUGGUCAAUGGCAAAAGAUCCGAGCAUCUGGACUGAUCCGGAAUCUUUUGAGCCAGAACGAUUCCUUGACAACAAACUGGACUUCAAAGGCCAGCAUUUCCAGCUCAUACCCUUCGGGGCGGGCCGGAGAAUAUGCCCCGGAAUACCCUUGGCAACUCGUAUUCUGCAGAUGACCACCGCUGUUUUGGUUCAUAAUUUUGACUGGAAACUUGAGAAAGACAAGGAUCACCCAGACCAUAAAGAAGCCAUGUUUCGGAUAAAUUUGAGCAAAGCAACUCCACUUAGAGCUUUUUCGUUUAAAAUUUAAGAUUUUCUCAUCUUAAUAAAUGGACAAUAAUAGCCCAUGCUUCCAAUAAUGUAACCCAUGUUGUGUAUUAUGUAUAUUGAAAAUUAUCAAUCAUAUUACUAUUUGGUACUUCA